GCGCAUGCGCGGGGCUGUGUGCGCUGGAGGAGCGAUGGGACGCGAGUGAAGAAGUGGCGAGGAUCCCUCUCUGCAAACCGGGUCUAAGAGAUGGCCUCUUGCUCAGAGGUCUGUGGGUCAGAGCGCUCAGCGCGCUUUAAAAGCAUGGCAGGCUCUGGUUGCCAUGGUUUCGGAGUUCGCUCCUACCUGCACCAUUUCUAUGAGGAGUGCACGGCUUCCAUGUGGGAUCAAGAGGACGCUCAGAGUCAGACUACAUCACCACAGUGGUGGAGCUCAGGUCUCUGCAAGGUUUCUCUUGCUUUUGGAGCAGUAGUUUUAGCCGUGGGCUUGGUGGUCCUGACAGUGGGCUUUGCCGUCCCCUCCCGCAUUGAAGCCUUUGGAGAGGGGGAGCUGCUGUUUGUGGACCGCCAGGCCGUGCAGUAUAACCAGGGGCUGCAUAUGUGCGUGCAGGCCGGCACAGGCAUGCUGAGCCUGGGAGGGCUGCUGAUGGCUGCUGGGCUGCUGGUGUCUGCCUUCUCCAGACCAGCGGGCAGAGAGGGUGAGCACAGUCCACAGACCACUGGGAAAGAGAAGAAGGGGGGCAGUGGAGGGCAGAUUGGAGCGAUUGGAAGGAGCAACACAAGCCUCGUCACUAAAGCUCCGAGCCCAGCAGCAGGGGAUGGGGCUGUACCUGUCAGUCUCUCUAAGGUGGAGAACAUCCAGCCUACUCCUUAAAUAACCCACCCAAACUCAGCCCUCUAAAGACCUGGAUACACUAGGUAGGCCUGUUGUGAUUUGAUCCAAAGAGAGAAAAAUCUUACCAGUGAUGAAGUUUACACCUGGUCGUUUUAAGUGUCUUAAUUAUCAGGAUUAUAACAGAACAGAGAUUAUCCACAUAAAAGAAUGUAUGUGUGCACCCGAUACAAAUACAAAUCCCAUAUCACUUCAGGAGGCGACAUAUUCUGGCCAAGAGGUCUUCAAAUCUGACCAUUUAUCCAGUUUUUAGUUCUGAACUGCUGAUGUAAUUAUUAAUUACCUACCAGCGAUUACAAAAUCCAGAAUGUGGAUUCAAGGUUCAGAUGUGAAGACCUCUGUACGCAGAUGUUAUACAAGUGUAAAUACUCUAGAUGUCCAGAUCCAGACACUCUUUCUAAUUAACAAUCACCAUGCCCAAUAUCAAUCUUGGACUAAAAGUUAUAAAGCCCCCCAACACUGGACUGUGAAGCAAUGGAACUGCGUCCUCUGGAGAGAUAGAGCUCCAUCCAAUACCUUUGGGAUGAGUUGGAGUGGUCUAGAACUGAUCAUCCAACAUCAGUACCUGACCUCACUAAUGCUCUGGUGGCUGUCUGCAAUCACGUCCUCACAGCAAUGCUCCAACAUCCAGUGUAAAGCCUUCCCAGAAGAGUAGAAGCUGGAUUUCAGAAGAAACAUGGGAUGAGUCAGUGUCUACAAACUUUUGGACAGCGCACAUUCAUUACUUCAUAGCACAUGAUCGUGAUGAUUGGCCUCUUGUAAACAUUGAUUGGCAAAGUUGUCGCCUUCCGCUAUGCUUAAGGACAUGACCAACGCCCUCCAGAACCCCAUGUUUUAAAUAGAACAGAUAAAAGAAACCUUCAUAAGGCCAUUGGUUGUCAUGUUAUCAACUGAUUUGUACAUUGCACCCCAUAUAACAGUUGGCUUUCAAUCUGACAAACCAGAAAUGUAUUUGAUUACUGUGCAAAAGUGGUUGUCAGGAAAUAAUGCAGAUAGAAGUCGCAUGAAAUGACUGGGCGUAAAUGGGGUCAGUAUCUCACACCUGAAGAGACCAUGUGCAAAGACUUGGGACUUUUCUGAACCAAUGAAACAUAGAAAGUUUGGGUUCUAAUAUUUACAAUUUCUGCUGCCACCUUUGUCAAAGGAACAAACAGAGCAAACAAGGCGAUUAAAAUCAAAUUAGGUCAGAAUCAAGUCCAUAAAUAUUGCAGCUUGUCUUUGCAGUGAAUCCUGUUCGUUCACUGCGCUGAAUUGGCAGCUGCUGUCCAUGUAAUUGUCAUGAGAUUCCAAUAUCUGCUGCCUUGGUGUAUCCAGGCCUUUCUGAGAAAUGAAAAAUGUCCAGGGAGAAAAUUGGUUGCAAAUGGUUUCAUUUAGUGUGUGGUAGUCUGUGCAGUCUCUAAUUGAUUUAUAAUUUAAAAUCAAUCAUGUCAAUCGUGCUGUUCAUUAUUAUUGUUAGGAUCAUUUCUUUCUGUUUUCUGUUCGAGAUAAAAUCAGAAAUUGCUUGGUAACAUGGUUACUCACAUGGCCAAGUUAAUGGUAAAAAAAAUCAGAGGGUCGACUCACACUCACCCACUCCUUUGUGGUUACCUGGCAACCUCUUGCUCAUAUAAUCCACCUUAUUGAGUGGCACAAUGAUUAUAAUGAUGUUGGAGUCGUGGCUCACUUCCUCAUUUACGGCAGUCCUGAAGAGGAACAUGGUGUUGUUGAUCUGCAUAGGCACUUCAAUGCAAUGUACCUUAAUCGCUUCACCUAAAGGAGCACUUGAGUCAAAAUGUAACCACUGGAAAUCUGUUGUAAAUAUACCUGUUCACCUCCUACAGUGGUGCCACAGUAGUUUCUGGAGCACAGUUUUCUGGUUUAAAGACUAAACUCACCUUCUGAAGAGGUAUCUUAAUGGUAAGAGGGACUUAGUAGGUACUGAGAAGUACUACUUGAGGGUGGACUGAAGGUCAGUAUGGUACGCUCUUACAAAAGAUGGUUCUUCAAGGGUUCUUUAGUAAAAAAAUGGUUCUAUUUGCAUGAUUAAUGGGUUCUUUGCAUCGUGAAAGGUUCUUCAGAUU
Colossoma macropomum (tambaqui) is the source of this 2792-nucleotide messenger RNA. RefSeq names its product neurensin 1-like (gene nrsn1l). Gene Ontology annotation, cellular component: neuronal cell body; neuron projection; transport vesicle. Gene Ontology annotation, biological process: nervous system development. NCBI's taxonomy places the organism in Eukaryota, Metazoa, Chordata, Actinopteri, Characiformes, Serrasalmidae. The record is from RefSeq and is a predicted model, not a curated record. The transcript is spliced from 3 exons. The coding region runs from base 91 to 714 and encodes 207 amino acids.